UGCCGUGGCGCCGUGACGGUACGGUGUUAGUUGGUACGUCGUUCCUCUCCGGUUGGUCGUGCGCCUCGCAUGAAGGGACGGUCGCGUCGCACGUUGUUUCCUCAAUGGAGACCUCGUGGAGACCCGGUGUGAGAGAAAACGCGGGCCACCGCGAUAGCCAGUGAUACACGUUGCCGCAAUCGAGACGCGCCACCGGUUGUUUUGCAUUUUUCUAAAUGAAUACUUUCGUGUUAUUACACUCAUGUAGUACGUAAUAGAUUUUGUGUAAAAUCUUAGGGGCUUGUAAAUAGCGCUCUGUCAAAGUGUACGAGUGAAAUUUUUUUAUAAAUUUAUAUCAAGUGAAGGAACAGACGAAGAGAGAAAGAGGAUCUUAUCAGAGACCAAUUGUGAUCGAUGAUUUCUUUGGUGCUCUUUGGUGUGUGCGCGUAUCAUCGCUGAUAGUAGGGCAUCCGAGCGGAUACGCGAUAUACGGAGUAAUAAGAAGCGGUUAUGAGAGUUCGAUGACCACGAGCCCGCGGACCAUCGACGCUACCAUGGAUUACCUGCAGACGUGCCUCAUCUUUUACCUGCUGAUCCUCUGCUUCUGCGGCGGACGUUCCAUAGACAUAUCACAAUGCAUCGCACCCCUGGGGAUGGAGUCGGGCGCAAUUCCCGACGCGGACAUCACUGCGAGCUCUAGCUUCGAUAGCGGAAACGUCGGGCCACAUCGCGCACGGCUCAAGCAGGAGAGCCACGGAGGUGCCUGGUGUCCGAAGCAGCAGAUCACGGCGGAGCCGCGCGAGUGGCUCGAAAUCGAUCUUCACACGGUGCACAUGAUCACAGCGACUGGCACUCAGGGCCGCUUCGGCAAUGGCCAGGGCGUCGAGUUUUCAGAAGCGUACCUGCUGGAAUACUGGAGACCGAAGCUGGGAAAGUGGGUCCGCUACAGGGACUUUCGUGGCGAAGAGGUUAUCGAAGGGAACAGAAAUACCUAUCUGGAAUCGAAGAAGGAACUGGAGCCACCGAUAUGGGCGAGCAAAAUUCGUUUCCUACCCUACAGUUAUCAUCGUCGCACUGUUUGCAUGCGCGUUGAAUUGUACGGAUGUCCUUGGAACGACGGCAUCGUCUCGUACUCGAUGCCUCAAGGUGACAAGCGUAACAACUGGGAAUUCUUCGACGCGACUUACGAUGGUUAUUGGGACGGACAGCUUCUCCGCGGCUUGGGACAACUGACGGAUGGCAAAAUCGGACCGGACGACUUUAAGAUAAGGUACUAUGAUACCUAUGACAGAAGUCAGGGAUGGGUCGGCUGGAAGAACGAUACAAGGUCCGCGCAGCCGCUCGAAGUCAAAUUCGAAUUCGACCACGUUAGAGAAUUCUCGGCUGUUCACAUCUACUGCAACAAUCAAUUCACCAAGGAUGUGCAGGUAUUUUCUGAAGUCAGCAUCAUGUUCAGCAUCGGCGGCAAGUAUUACACGGGUGAUCCGAUCGUAUAUACCUAUAUGGAGGACAGAAUCUUCGAAUACUCGAGGAAUAUCACGAUCAAACUGCACCACCGGAUCGGCAAGUUCGUCAAGCUAAGAUUCAGCUUCGCCUCGCGAUGGAUUAUGAUCAGCGAAGUCACCUUUGACUCCGAUAUUGCUCACGGUAACUUCACCCCAGAAACACCACCCACGACUGUGGCCCCACGACUGCCGGUUAUAACUCACACUCGCGACAAUCCGCUGCAAGCCGAAGUUCCGGUAGCUAAGCAGGACGAUCCCACUUACAUGGCUGUGAUUAUUGGCGUCUUGACCGUCGUAAUCCUGCUGCUGGCGGUUGCCAUAUUCCUGAUAGUCACGCGUCACAGACAGCGCAAGAACUUUGCCAGCCCCCUGGGCGCCAAGAGCGCGAUACCGUCGGGCAAUCAUCAGCAUCUGUCGCCGGAAUCUGCGUACGGUACCACGGAAAAGGACCCGUCCUUGAUGACCUAUAGGGUCGAGGAACUCGACGACCGGUACGCCGGCACGAAGCUCACGACCCUACCGCGAGAUCUCAAUGACCGUCUUUUGGGCGAUGUCAGACUCGACGAGUACCAGGAACCCUUCCACGAGAAGUAUCGGGCAUCUCCUCAUACGGCGUACUACGGAUACAGCACGGUUAUUGUAGACAACAAGGAUCUCCAUGACAAUGUCGAGCAGUCUGAUGCCACUUACGAUUACGCAGUACCAAUGCCUGUGCCUAGUGUAAGCAGUGAUCAGGAUAGCGUUUUCUCGAAAUCUUCCUCCAGGGGUAGCGCAAAGGCAUGCUUGCAGAGCUUUUUUCCGCCGCCCCCGCCCCCUAUGAGUGCACCACCUCUUCGAGGCUCCAGCAAUUUGACGUACUCGAAUCCACCGAGUCCGGAACCAGUUUGCGAGCGUGAGCGCAGAGGUAGUAAGCGCCGGGAGCACUCCUUGCACAGAUAUGCGUAAGGAAUGCAGAAUAUUCAUGGAAAACGAAUGAAAACCGAAGGUAUGAUGGAUUCUUCGUUACUGUGAGCAGCGAUAUCGCGUGAUCGAGUGAAUCCUCUGGCACUGGUCCAACGAAGAUUCCUGUUAUAUUUCUCUUGCGAGCUCAACGGAUAUAAUUCAUUAAUUUUUUUUCAAUAUAUUUCACACAUAUAUACUAGAGCGUUUAAAAUUCAUAUUGACUAAUAAUAUUUUUGACUAAAAAUAUAUUUUACUUUUUAAUAAUAAUUAACUCGUAUAUGUGUGAAAAUUUAUCAAGACUUAUUGACAAAAUUACAUUACCGUUUACAAUACGCUUUUCUUGUGAGAAAGGAAAUUUGUAUAAAAUUAAUUUAUAUAUUCACAGUCUCGAAUUUUGUAAAUUCGUGCUGCACAUGCUUUACCCCAUCUGCGUUUUUCACAAUUUUUAAGCGCGCGGAGAGAAAGAACGCAAACACGGAGCAAAGUAGAAUAGAUCCAGUGCCGCGAGGAUACCGUGAGAACACGCGCGUUGUUAAUUCUCGAGGGUAAAGACCGGUGGUAAAAGUAACACGUUGUACAUUUCGGAGUAAACGCUAUGAGCGACCACGCGGCGGAAGAGGUCGUAAUCCUGCUUGUUACAACGACGAUAUUUUUUUCUCGAAUUUAUAAUGCAUCGCGAGAAAAACGACGCGAUCGCGGCGCGGUCGCAUUCAUCGCGAAAGAGACACUCUUCUUGACGAGCACUGCCAUCGACGAAUUUUCGGACAUAUUGUGCGACCUCGAGGUCUUUUAGGGAGAUUUGCGAUCUACUUCCUACGAUUUUAAUAAUUAAAUUGGCAUAUCAGUUUAACGGUAAAGCGACCUCGCGCAUAUGACUCUUCCCGAGAUUCGUUCGAAAGUCGACGACAUCAUCGAAAAAUCGCAGUAUCGAUAUUUUCAGUUAUCCACAUUUUUUUUCGAAUCAUUCACACUGAAAGUCAAGUCUCAGCAUCUUUCUUUCCAGCACUUCACUGCCAAGUCUCCUCUUCCACUCGGAGUGGAAUUUCGCGAACGAGACGUGUAACGUUGCGGAAUGCCACUUCCUUCCGUCAAUCUUUCCGAAUGCUACAGACAUAAACGAUGCGUAAUCGUUACAAAGAAUAUAUACACACGUGAACACAUUCGAACGAAUUAGCAGGAAGAGUCGCGUUAAUGAUUCGGUCUGUUCGGCGCGCAUGUGCAACAAGAUCGAGCUCGCUAUCGAUUCAGGUGAGACCAGCGGUAACUAUCAGAGGGGAAGAAAAAAACGACCGGGUCGGAUGAGAUAUUUAUCCGAUGGCGCGAUCGUUACGUCGGCUCGAAAAGAUAAUUAAUUACCGGCUUGAUGGAAUAAGCGAGCGUUUCAAUUAUUCGCGCAUUCUCGAGCGAACGUCAGCGGCGCCUGACAUCGGAGGAAAAAAGCCGCGCGACGAGAUCGACGUGACGAUAUUGAAAAGAGCGAACGGUAGCGAGCUUCGAUCCCGCCUCACACAAGACUGAUGUCAUAUAAAUAAUUCAGUAUCCUGACCGCGCGCGCACGUCGUAUUAUUUAUUGUCGCUUUACAGCGUCCCGCGUGACGAAUCUUUAAUUUAUAUACAUAUACAUAUAUAUACAUACGAAAAAGUGAAUAUAUAUAUAUAGAUAUAUAUACAGAAAGGUAAUAUACAUAUUAUCUCGUACGACGACGAAUUUUUCAUAUAAUAUAGAUUGUAUAAGCCCAACUUUAUUUCUCUAUCUCUACCGACAUCGCCUUCAUGCAACGAGGAAAAUCGAGAAUUUACCAGCGUAAGGAAUCGACAAUACAGGGAUGAGACAACAAUAACUACAUGUGUACGUAAUUGAAAAAAAAAAAAAA
This is a messenger RNA of Formica exsecta, 4300 nucleotides long. Its product is annotated as discoidin domain-containing receptor 2-like. The transcript has 9 exons. Bases 501 to 2429 code for a protein of 642 amino acids. The record is from RefSeq and is a predicted model, not a curated record. NCBI's taxonomy places the organism in Eukaryota, Metazoa, Arthropoda, Insecta, Hymenoptera, Formicidae.